Zophobas morio is the source of this 963-nucleotide messenger RNA. RefSeq lists its product as uncharacterized. The transcript has 4 exons. Lineage: Eukaryota; Metazoa; Arthropoda; Insecta; Coleoptera; Tenebrionidae. Bases 222 to 884 code for a protein of 220 amino acids. The record is from RefSeq and is a predicted model, not a curated record.
AUCUAAUCAGAGCGAUAACGUUUUAGCUUCUAAAACGUAAGUAGAACAUUAAGAAUUGAGAAGUAAUUUUCACGCAUUUCCUUCAUUGAAAUAUUUCAAAGAAUAUCAUCAACACACUAAAAGCUGCAAAUUACCCUGGUUAACAAAUUUCGUGUUUGGACAAUAAACUUUGAAAAUUACCGACAGUUACGACGGAAUAACCGCUUACUUCAUACGCAGGUAUGGCGAACCUAGAAGGAAUAGAAUAUAACACAAAAGAACUCAUUACGAUAUUUAAUACAAACCAGGAAAAAAUGUCUUAUUUCUUGAAGAAUCAUCUUGAGCAACUACUUACUGAUUACCUAUAUUUUGUAAAACAACACGAAGAUAAAAGCACAGUGGAAAUUGAGAAGUUAAUAAACACGGCGAAAACAAAACUUCAAGAAUUACCAACAUACGAAGUGAUCAUCAACGAAAAUUUAAAAGAUGAAGAUUUAAUUGAAAUGAAAGAUUUUUUUUUGGAUAUCCACAUCAAACUAACUAAUAACAAAGUGCUAGACUACAGGAGUAUUUUCAACACAGCAGUCUACUACGGAAGUUGUAUAGAGAAAAGUUCAUACAGUUUUGAUAGCAAAGAACAAUAUGAUUUACCAAAAUUGCUCAAGUUUUUAUAUUUAUCUGCGGGCCCUCAGAAAGCAACGAAUAUUCUUUACGAAAACAAAUGUCAUUUGAAUAAAGUUUCUGAAAAUAUUUCGACACUUAACAUGCAAAACGUGGACCUAGCAAACGUAGAAAGAAUUCAGCAACAACUAGAAGAAGUCUUGGCGAAGUUAACAACCAUUGACAAGCUUUCUACGCAUACUAGUGACAAACUUGAUCAGAAUGAAACAACUGUCGACAGUUAGUUAGCAUGUUUUGGUGUAUAAUUUUACGAGUAUUUAUUUGUAGCUCAUAUUCUAAUAGAAUAAACCAGUUAUACAAUCA